This is a messenger RNA of Amphimedon queenslandica, 2474 nucleotides long. RefSeq lists its product as uncharacterized. The transcript is spliced from 10 exons. The record is from RefSeq and is a predicted model, not a curated record. Gene Ontology annotation, cellular component: cytoplasm. Gene Ontology annotation, molecular function: ubiquitin protein ligase activity. Lineage: Eukaryota; Metazoa; Porifera; Demospongiae; Haplosclerida; Niphatidae. The coding region runs from base 168 to 2315 and encodes 715 amino acids. Gene Ontology annotation, biological process: protein polyubiquitination; ubiquitin-dependent protein catabolic process.
CACGUACUGCCACGCGUUGUCUAGGAAGGCCUAGGCUCCCUUGAAGUCCCUUCACCUGUCCUGUCCAUAGUCCAUACUGGAAGCAGGCACUGCUGCCUCUAUUCAGGUGGUGGAAGCAGGCGUCCUUCAUCUUACCGGCCGGCCCUGGGUAUAAUAUUUAUGGUGAAAUGGCGUCUAAGAAGCUCGAAGAAGCCAUCAACAUAUUGCUUCAGUUUAAGAAUUCAGAAGGAGCUGGUGUCAUCUCAAGGGACGAACUCGCGUUCGAUUCUACUCCUUCGCCCAGCCCGCCUCCGUUGCCCCCACCGAUAAGAGAACCGCUACGGGCUCUUGAACCCGCGGCACCGUAUCAAUCAUCCCAGCCACAGUCUUGUUCUUCUCGCUCAGCUCAGCCACAGUCUUGUUCUUCUCGCUCAGCUCAGCCACAGUCUUGUUCUUCUCGCUCAGCUCAGCCUCAGCCUUGUUCUUCUCGCUCAGGCACAGGAAGAUGGAAUAAUUUUGAGUCUUCCUACAGACGAGUCGUCUCUUCUAUUCGUGGAGUCGCCGGAAACACAGCAACAGAAAUGAAGCGUAAGAUGCCUGCAUACGAUGUCCCAGAUUACCGCCCCAAAAGAGCAAAGCUACCAAGUUGGACCCACGCUUUCUUUUGCCUGGCAGGUACAAAUGACGAUAGAGUUCCGACAAAUAGAGCUGCUCGAGAGUGUCUUAUACUAGCAGGGUUAGGAGAAAAGAAGAUCCAGAUCACUAAUGUCGAUUGCAGCACUGCUGAAUUUCAUGUGAAGUUGAUAGAAAGUUUUCCUAAACUUGAAUUUUGUGGUGGAUUUGAGCUAAUGAGGUGUAUACCCCAAACAAGACAAUUGGAAUUAAUCAAAUCGCCAGUUUGCCACUCUCCCAGGUUGCUACGUAGUUAUAUGGGUGCAGCAAAAGUGUACAUACGUCCUAUUCAGGAAAAUAUUGAUAUCGAGAUGAUGGAACCAAGGAAUGAUGUGAAUGUAUCAGAGCUAAUGCAAGUGUGUCUCAGGUGCAACAAUGAGUUCCCUUUGGACUUGUUGAGAAGUCACCUAGACCAGUGUGGACAAGAGUCGGAGUUAACAUUGCCACUGGAGCCUUCAUCGUCAGCAUCAUCUACUCCCUCAUUUUCUCCGAUACACUCUCCGCCCGCUUCUCAAGAAGUAGAUGCCAAUGAAUCUUAUGUUAAAACAUUUACAUCAAUGCUGGAUGUUGUGACUCAUUUGCAAAACUUCAUCGACGACACGAAUGUUUUUUAUUUGUCUGUGAGGAGGGAGGACUUGCUUGCAUCAGCUUUGGCAGGUAUUAAUAGUGCAUCAUUUAGCCCAAUUAAACAGCUUGAAGUUGAAUUUUUGGGAGAGGAAGCAGUUGAUGGAGGGGGAGUGAAAAGGGAGUUUUUUCGUCUAUUGGCCUAUGAAGUGAAAUUGUUUAUGUGUGUGGGCAAGAAGAAUUGCUACGAACUUAGACAUGACACACCGGGUUUACAGGCCAAUAAGUUUGAAAGGUUAGGACUGUUGAUGAGUGCAUCUUUGGCCCACGGAGGCAGUGGUUUUCCUUUCUUCUCUCUAUCAGUGUACGACUAUAUUUGUGGCAAAGAGAUUAGAGAUAUAGAUAUAGAUAUUGAGUCGAUGCCCAAUGGAGAGGCCUUUUAUUUACUGAAAGAGAUACAGGAUAUGACAGAUGAUUUGGCUUUUCAAAAAGCACUCUCUGAUCACUGCGACAUAUUAUUUAGCACAGGCUUCAGUAAGCCAAUAUGUAAUGUAACUAUUGCCGACAAGGAGGAAAUCACAAGGGUUGUGGCUCUGCACCAUACUCUCCUCCAAUGCCUUGCCGAGUUGGACCAGUUGAAGAAGGGGCUGAGGUCUCUUGGAGUACUCUCUAUAAUUGAAGAAAACAAGAAUAUUAUGAAGCCGUUCUUUAUGUACUAUCCUGACAAUUGUAUAACAGCAGAUAAACUAAAAGAUCUUUUGAGAGCCCAUUUUGCUGAGAAGGGUACUAAUACUCGGAAGCUUCAAGAGGAGGCAUAUUCAUAUUUUAUUCGCCUUCUUGAUGAAUGUAAAGAUUCUCCAGUGGCCCCUAAUGACUUGAGCAUACAAGACGUAUUAGUCUUUUUCACUGGUAGUGACGUAAUACCUCCUCUCGGUUUUACACCAAGGCCAUCGCUAUACUUUGAUGAAUUUAUAGCGUACCCUUUUGCAUCUACUUGUGCCCUGUCUCUGACUUUACCAAUUAAGUAUGAAGAAUAUUCAAAGUUCAAAGAGAAGAUGGUUUAUGGUUUCAAGAACCAUGGGGGGUUUGGGAAAGUAUGAAUAUUAUCAUUUAUGACAAGUGAUUAUUAUGCAUAAUAUUAGUGCAUGAAUGUCUGAUCUCUUAAAAAUAACACUUAUCGUAUCAUUUAUGACAAAUAACUGAUCUCUUAAAUUCCAGUAACAUUUUGAUUUGUUAAAAAUAACACAUCUUUCCUUGAA